This is a messenger RNA of Drosophila hydei, 568 nucleotides long. Its product is annotated as putative RNA polymerase II subunit B1 CTD phosphatase RPAP2 homolog. Gene Ontology annotation, cellular component: cytoplasm; nucleus. Gene Ontology annotation, molecular function: RNA polymerase II CTD heptapeptide repeat phosphatase activity; RNA polymerase core enzyme binding. The record is from RefSeq and is a predicted model, not a curated record. NCBI's taxonomy places the organism in Eukaryota, Metazoa, Arthropoda, Insecta, Diptera, Drosophilidae. The transcript is spliced from 4 exons. Bases 54 to 497 code for a protein of 147 amino acids.
CUCACUUUAUGUUAUCGAUAUCGAUAUCACAUGUGAAAUGAAGUAAACAAAACAUGACUACAGCAAAUAACCAACAAUUGCGAGAACAACUAAUAGCAGCAGUGGUUAAAAAACGAGCAGCACUCGCCAGAGCUCAUCAAGUAGUUGUAACCCUUCUUGAGAAACAAAUUGAUGAACAGGCUUUUCUUACUAUGCUAUCACAGAUUGGACCGGAUAACUAUGCGGAUGUUGUCGAAGAACGACAUAUCAAUAAACUUUGUGGAUAUCCACUAUGCGACCGUGCUGUCGAAAAAGUUCCUACUAAACAAUAUCAAAUCUGCGCUGUCCGUAAUAAGGUGUACGAUAUAACUGAACGUAAAAAGUUUUGCUCCGGCUACUGUUUUAAGGCGUCUGAAUACAUCAAAUCGCAGGUGCCAACUUCGCCGCUUUGGCUGCGCGACACGGAAACAAAACCAAAUUUCAAACUUUUGCCGCGAGAAAACUUGAUAAGCAAAUAAUAGAGACUGUGAUAAUAUUUCCAAUGCUAUGUGUAAUAGUAUUUAUUAAACAUCUAAGGAUCACUAGACGC